This is a messenger RNA of Nannospalax galili (Upper Galilee mountains blind mole rat), 2440 nucleotides long. It is a transcript of the gene Elmod3, whose product is annotated as ELMO domain containing 3. The transcript is spliced from 14 exons. Lineage: Eukaryota; Metazoa; Chordata; Mammalia; Rodentia; Spalacidae. The record is from RefSeq and is a predicted model, not a curated record. Bases 529 to 1674 code for a protein of 381 amino acids.
CAAGAACGGGAUAGGCGCACAGGAGGCGCUCCACACCUGCGCGAUGAGGCCCGCCUGGGAUGCGGAACCCACACCCGAACGCAGAGGACGCGUCCGGUGAACCCCGGGUGGGGGCCCCAGCUGUGCUCCAGCCCAAUGUGUAAAGCUGGUCAUGCCUCUAUGCUACUUGGUUCAUUUCAUGCAGAGUAACAGAAGAGCCUUCCUGAGAUUGCUGCUGCCACUACCUACCUGUCACCCUGCCAGGAAUUCACACUGAACCUGGAGCUAAGCUAAGCAGCCAGCAAGCCCCUAGCUGAGGCUUCACAGUCCCCAGGGACCCCUUUCAGACACAAAAAAAAUCUCCUGCACCCUGGUGAUGGCACAAAGGGACUGUUUUCUUUCUCUUCAUCUACAUGACUGUCAAGAAGGAAGGAGGUGGAGGUAGAGCAGUUGGACCUCUGACUCUCUUGGUAGCUUCAGACCUCAGACCUUAUCAAACCCCUUUCAGAGCCCAAGGACGAAGCUUACCUGAACCAGUGCUCUUGAGUCAUGAGUGAAAAAAUUUGCUCCUUCCAUGCUGAGAAAGAAUUAGGAGAUGGACAGGUUGAAAGUGUCUCUGCUGGGUAUUCGUUAUAUGACAAGGACAGCGGUGCUCUUGCGGCUUUCAGAAGAAUUCCUAUCUCAGAGCUGAAGAACCAUGGUAUCCUCCAGGCCCUGACAGCAGAAACUAACGGAUUGCAGUCAAGUGUUGUGAGCGCCGAGGUCCUCAGCGCCCAGGAAGAAUGGGAAGUGGUAGACAGCAUCCAGCCAGAUACAGGGAGCUGGACCAGCUCAGAGCAGCCUGGCCAGCUCAUCUCCUUUGGUGAAGCCCUGCAGCACUUCCAGACCGUGGACCUCUCUUCCUUCAAGAAAAGAAUCCAACCAACUAUUCGAAGGACUGGGCUAGCGGCCCUCCGGCACUGCCUCUUCGGGCCUCCAAAGCUGCACCAAGGUCUUCGGGAAGAAAGGGACUUGGUCCUCACCAUUGCUCAGUGUGGCCUGGACAGGCAAGACCCAAUGCAUGGCCGUGUGCUCCAGACCAUCUACAAGAAGCUGACAGGCUCCAAAUUCGACUGUUCCCUCCUCGGAGACCACUGGGAGGACCUGGGCUUCCAGGGAGCAAAUCCAGCCACAGAUCUGAGGGGGGCGGGCUUCCUUGCCCUCUUGCAUCUGCUGUACCUGGUGAUGGACUCCAAGACCUUACUGAUGGCCCAGGAGAUCUUCCGCCUGUCUCAUCAUCAUAUCCAGCAAUUCCCUUUCUGUUUGAUGUCUGUGAAUAUCACCUGCAUCGCCAUCCGGGCUUUGAGGGAGGAGUGUCUCUCUAGGGAAUGUAACCGACAGCAAAAGGUCAUCCCAGUGGUGAACAGCUUCUACGCAGCCACUUUCCUUCACCUGGCACAUGUGUGGAGGACCCAGCAGAAGACUAUCUUGGACUCAGGCUUUGUCCUCAAAGACUUGGAAGUGUUGGCCAAGAAGAGCCCACGGAGGCUGCUCAAGACCCUGGACAUCUACCUGGCCCGGGUGUCAAAGGGACAAGCUUCCUUGUGGGGGGCGCAGAAGCGCUCUGGGUCACAAGGGUCUCGCGCCAAGGAUCUCACCUUCACAGGCGUGUGUGACCUGCAGCCUCACCCAUUCAAAAGUACAGGGUUGAUCUGACCCACCCCGAGGACCCACUAGUAGAAAGACUUGAAGGUUUCGGGAGCUUUCAGGGACUGUGUGCAGCAUGCCACGUUGAGGAGUGGCUGGCCAAGGCCCUUCUUAUCUCCUGGCGAGAUUAGGAAGCUCUGGGGCACAUUCUGAUAGCUAGAAUUACCCGUUUCCAUUCUAAAGAGAGAGAGGUCUUGCCUCUUUCCCAGCUGGGCUCCAUUCACGGGUUGGAGCUUCUGGUAUCUCACUGGGAGUGAACAGAUCAUAAAGUAGGAUAUCCCCAUCUGGGCAGUCCACACAUCCACACAUGGAGGGAGAUUCGUAAGACUCUGCUAGUCAGAAUUCAGACUACCCAACAGCAGUCAGUCCCAAAAUUCCUGUGGUUGGAAUUGGAAGGGCAGAUAGCAAUAUAUCCAGCCAGCAGGGGGCAGCACAACACAGGAAAAAGCUGUGACUGACUAUACAGAACCGCCCCCCCCCCUUCCUCCAUCCAGCAGGGUUUUCAGGGCCCCCUGGACCUGCCGGCCUUCACUGCUCCCACUUUUUAACCCCUCACACCUCCUUUGCCCUCUAUUACUUGUGAUUUAGAAAUGGGCAUUCAGCUAGGCUAGACUAGGCAUCUCCAUUAGCUGCCCCAUCCUCACCGCCCACAAUUUGGGGCGCCUCUGGUGGACACUGCACACUAGCUUAAUGGUUAUCAGGCCUGGCUGAGAAGAGCUCGAAAGUCCCUCACCCUCCAGAGGUUUUAGAAUAAAGGAAUUGUAGUUCUUUGGUC